AUGAAACAAGAUUUUUCAUUAAUGAAAGAAAUGAGUAGUUAUACACACGUUGGACCAAACGAACGAUUUCAACAAUUAAAUGAAUUUCUUAAUGAUAUUCAAAAACGUGAAGAAGGACGUAAAGAAUUAAGUAAAUGGCAAAUAAAUCUUGAUAAAGAACUUGUUCAACUUACUGGUCGUACAAUGAAAGCUGAAUCGAUUAUUUAUAAAGAUCGUACAAUUAAAUAUGAUCCAUUAGAAGCUGAUAGAUCUCGUGAUGGUCGCUCAUUAGCACAUCUUUCAGCUAAAAAUCUUGAUAAAUGGAUUCUUAUUUAUUCUCAACGUCAUUCACAAAUAGCUCAUUCAUUUGUUGAUUCUCUUAAUAAAGUUUGUACAUCAUUCGGUAUGCGCGUUGAUUUUUCUGAAAUGAUCGAAUUACCAAACGAUCGAUCUAAAACAUUUAUUCGUGCUAUUGAAAAUAAAGCUAAUCCGCAAUUGGAUUUAGUUUGUUUUUUAUAUGUUCAUUGUCCUGUACCAUCACAAAUGCUUUUAUCGAAAACAUUACAAAAACCAGGACAAUUAAUGUCAGUUGCAACUAAAGUUGGUAUUGAAAUUAAUGCAAAAUUAGGUGGUGAAAUAUGGGCUGUGCAAAUUCCGUCAAAAACAUUAAUGUUUAUUGGUAUUGAUACAAAUCGUGAUUCUCAAUCACGUUCAUCUCAAAUGGUUGGCUUUGUUGCAUCAAUAAACCCAACAUGUACGCGUUAUUAUCCACGUGUUAUCGAACAACGAAGUACUAAUGAUUUCAUAUCAGGAUUAAAAUCCUGCAUGCAAAAUGCACUUCAAAAAUAUCAUCACAUCAAUGGUGUUUUACCAGCAAAAAUUAUUGUUUAUCGUGAUGGUGUCAAUGAUUUGCAAUUACUUGAUGUUAUUGAAAAUGAAUUACCAGCAUUGAAUGAAAUUUGUAUGAAAGCGCAAGAAGGCUAUGAGUAA
Rotaria socialis is the source of this 969-nucleotide messenger RNA. The record is from the annotation of a GenBank genome assembly. Lineage: Eukaryota; Metazoa; Rotifera; Eurotatoria; Philodinida; Philodinidae.